Cladophialophora psammophila CBS 110553 is the source of this 1056-nucleotide messenger RNA. RefSeq names its product syntaxin 16. The transcript has 2 exons. Gene Ontology annotation, biological process: intracellular protein transport; vesicle fusion; vesicle-mediated transport. Gene Ontology annotation, cellular component: endomembrane system; SNARE complex; membrane. The record is from RefSeq and is a predicted model, not a curated record. Lineage: Eukaryota; Fungi; Ascomycota; Eurotiomycetes; Chaetothyriales; Herpotrichiellaceae. Gene Ontology annotation, molecular function: SNAP receptor activity; SNARE binding. Bases 1 to 1056 code for a protein of 351 amino acids.
AUGUGGAGAGACCGGACGAAUCUUUAUAUCUCCUAUCGCCAGUCAUACUCCCAUCAUCCUGCCAAAAAACCGCGAUUCCCAUCCACCUCGAAUGGCUAUGGCGACCAAGGCUCAGAAGAGACCAGGGGUCUCAUGUCCGUCGGGGCAUACGAGAACGACGGCGAUGCGGUCAUAGAGAUGGAUCUGCUCCCUCCCCGUUGGAUUGAUGUCCAAGAUGAGGUCGGCGACAUUCUCAAGGAUAUCACUCUCAAAGCUGCAAAAUUGGACAAGCUUCAUUCAAAACACGUGCUUCCGGGUUUCGAUGACGAGUCGAUCAAGCUGCAGGAGGAGCGCGAAAUAGAGAUAUUGACCACAGAGAUCACGAGAGGCUUCCAGGAAUGCCAAAAGGCCAUCAAGCGCAUCGAGAGUAUGGUGAAGGAGGCCAGAGAGACAGGGAACCUUCAAAAAGGAGACGAGAUCAUGGCGAAGAAUAUCCAAGUCGCUCUAGCAUCAAGAGUUCAGGAAGUUAGCGCCACAUUCAGGAAGAAACAGAGCAAUUACCUGAACAAGCUCCGUCAACUGGGUGGCUUCGAAUCACCAAUUGGGCGUUCUCCGACUCCAAUCCCAAUUCAGAACCCAUACUCUGACCCAGCCCUCUUAGAGUCAGACGCCGACAAAAGACUGGGGCAAUCAGCAUUACAGCAAACUGCGCAGAAACGACUACAUAGACACGACACCGCAAUUGCACAGCGAGAACAAGAAAUCAACGAUAUCGCCAAAGGCAUCAUCGAGUUGGCCGACAUAUUCCGCGACUUACAGGCCAUGGUCAUCGACCAGGGCACAAUGCUUGAUCGCAUUGACUACAAUGUGGAACGAAUGGCUACAGACGUAAAAGGGGCGGAGAAGGAGCUCAUUGUUGCCACCAACUACCAACGACGCAACACCAAACGCAAGAUUCUGCUCUUAUUGUUGCUUCUUGUCAUUGGCAUGUUUGUCCUCCUGAUCAUCAAGCCUAAGAGGGGAGCACAACCGGUGCCGCCUCCUGCAUCACCUGCAAACCCAGACAAUCCUCCUUAG